This is a messenger RNA of Ostrea edulis (European flat oyster), 2191 nucleotides long. RefSeq lists its product as uncharacterized. Lineage: Eukaryota; Metazoa; Mollusca; Bivalvia; Ostreida; Ostreidae. Gene Ontology annotation, molecular function: 8-oxo-dGDP phosphatase activity. Bases 218 to 1147 code for a protein of 309 amino acids. The transcript has 9 exons. The record is from RefSeq and is a predicted model, not a curated record.
GCUAAGUUAUCUGAUGUUUACCUUACCUAUGACCUAUGGAGCGCUUCGGCUUCCGUAAAGAAGUAUUGUCACUGUGACUACUGUAAGUAUCAGACAGAUCGACAAGGAAAAUUCUGUCAGCUGAGGAGAUGGCUCCAGAAAUUUUGUAAGAUCAAUAACAGAACAGAAGUAAUUACCACCAUCAGACAGCUCAGGUGUAACGUAAACGUUCUCCACAAUGAAUGUGACCAACAAAGUCAACCUCUGUAAAGUGGUGGAGAAAGUUAACAACUUCCUGUUACCUACCUCGAGUCGUUCUCAGUGCUUGCCAUUUUACGUGGGAAAUGGACAAGUAGGGAUCCUUCGACCGCAUGUUGUGUUGCUGUUGCAGGAGCACCCUGAAAUCUUCUCGGUCAGCAACACCGCUGUCCACCUGAACAAUAAGUAUGCAACCUGUGAGGAGAGGACGAAGGUGAUGAAAGAAUUUCUAGAGAGUGUCCGAGAGGCUGGAAAACUCAAUGAGGCGCUCAAAGGCUGGAGAAAUGAGUUCUACAGCAUUCGUCAUUCCAUGAGUGAGCCUGUUUUGUUCAAAAUGGAGCGAUCUGCUUGUAGUCCCUUUGGAGUGGUGACUUAUGGAUGUCACAUCAAUGGAUACACCUAUAAAAAUGGAGAGAUGAUGAUGUGGGUCGCAAAGAGGUCAUCAACCAAACAGACGUACCCCAACCUCCUAGACCAGUUUGUUGCUGGAGGACUGACUUCCGGUCUAGGAUUCCGAGAGUGCGCUGAGAAGGAGUGCCAGGAAGAAGCAUCCGUACCAGAGAUACACCUGAGGAAUCUAAAGUCCACAGGCACUGUCAGCUUCGUUCAUGAAGAUGAGAGGGGUGUUCAACCAGAAGUCGAGUUUAUCUUUGACCUGAAACUUCCCGAGGACUUUGUACCGGUGAAUGCUGAUGGUGAAGUUCAGGAAUUUAAACUUUAUCCUGUCUCCGAGUUACCAGGGAUGAUUGUUCAAGCUUCCUUCAAGCCAAACAGUGCUGCCAUAGUGUUGGACUUCUUAAUACGACACAACAUUAUUAAUCCUGAUAACGAGCCCUCCUACUGCUAUUUGGUAGAGAUGCUGCACUACCCAGUCCAGACAUUUUUUAAGAAGUUUCCCACAGAGUCCUGAAGAGAAGGCAUCAUUAUUAAUGGAUGCCUGGAGAACUCGAGCACGGCUCUCCUGAAUUAUAUCAAAUAAACGAGCUCUGUGACCUGUUUUAUGAAAGUAUCAAACUGUUAAAUUUCAUAUCUUUCAUUCACAAAAGGACCUAUGCCUUGCUCCCUGGAAGUCUGAACCCUCCAUGUUACGAGGGGAAUGUGUCUGCUAUGUGGGGUCUGAAUGAGUUGUAAAUAUACCAAGAUUUAGGAUUUCAAAGUUCAGUAAAUUUAGGUAAUAAAUGAGGAUUUGCUAAUAUGGAUUAUUAAACAAUAUUUUAUAUUUAUUUUAAUUGGAGUAAGUAUGUCUCUUCAACUGUGCAUUAUUUGUCCAGGAUGGUACGGGACUCUAGUCAAUUGGCUAUUUGGCGUAUUGUAUCAUCAUUGUGUAUUGUAUCAUUAAUUGGCUAUUUGGCGUAUUGUAUCAUCAUUGUGUAUUGUAUCAUUAAUUGGCUAUUUGGUGUAUUGUAUCAUCAUUGUGUAUUGUAUCAUUAAUUGGCUAUUUGGCGUAUUGUAUCAUCAUAGUGUAUUGUAUCAUUAAUUGGCUAUUUGGCGUAUUGUAUCAUCAUUGUGUAUUGUAUCAUUAAUUGGCUAUUUGGCGUAUUGUAUCAUCAUUGUGUAUUGUAUCAUUAAUUGGCUAUUUGGUGUAUUGUAUUGUCAUUGUGUAUUGUAUCAUUAAUUGGCUAUUUGGUGUAUUGUACCGUCAGUGUACAAACAGCUUAUGAUUUGUUAAAGUUGCAGUGUUUGUUAUCAGAUUUAUUGGGUACUUGUACUUGCUAAUGGUGUUGUUGGAGGAAUUCUGAUGGAGGCUUGCAGUAAUCUGUUUGACAUUUUUCUUUGCAAUUGUUUAUGAUUAUUAUUUUUAAAUGUUGUAAAUGAUGAGCGAUUUCAAAACAUAAAAAAUGUGCCCAACUUGUCAUUUUAAGUUUAUAGAUGGAAAUAGCAUAUGCGUGCAUGUGGUCUUUCCCUUCCUUUAUUUACUGAUAAAUAUUCUACAUUAAAUUUAAUGUACAUUUCA